AUAAAAAAAAAAACUCACACACAGUCGGUCUGAUUACUCUCAUGGGCAUCAAUGUAAAUUCAUUAUCCAAUUAGCUAAAUUUAAAUUGAAAAUUGGUUAACCUACAACUUCAUAGCUGAAUCUCGUCUAGCUAUCGGUGCUUACUAGUGUUAUCCAGGUUUUGUAGAACUAUAUAAGAGUGAGAACAUAGGGAAAGAAACUAAUCUUUCAAAACAAUUUUUGUGCAGAUUUACUGUAUUGUAAACAAAUUUAUAGCGAUGUCGAAUUUCCCUGCUGUAGCCACCGUUAUUGGAGUGAGUAAAGAAGUAGCAGAAAGUGGGCCGUUGUUGGCGACUCUCGCGAUAGAUCCAAGCAUUAUAGGAGCCCAACCACACCCUGCAGAACCAGUAGAAAUAAAAACUGGAGACCCUGUGUCACAAGCAGUAGUUGACAACAUUAUUGGGAAGCUUCCAACAAAAAAAGAACCGGUACUGUUGCGGUGUGACAUCUGCAAUAUCAUUGUAUCUAGCCAAGAAAUAUUGGAGACCCACUAUGCUGGAGCAAAACAUGCCAGGAAGUUGAAGGGCCAGGAAUUGAUAAAAGAGAUUUUGAACUCACCACAUUCUACAUUCAUUGCACCUAAUGCUCAGAAUGGGUCUGAGAGUAGGAUUGCUGAGUUCACGUGCAAGAUCUGCAAUGUCAGAGUUAACUCUGAGCAGCAGCUUCAGCAGCAUCUGACAGGCUCAAAACACAAGAACAAAGCAGAAUCAAGCCAGUCAAAUACAAUGCAAGUGUCUGUUGCUAAUGGCAGCAAUGGAGGUAAAGGUGUGGUGGCUGUGGAUAUUGGACCUAACAGGCUGUAUUGUGCGGCUUGCAACGUUCACGUCAACUCCGAUCUUCAGUUACAUCAGCACAUCACGUCAAGCAAACACGCCAACAAGGUAAAUGGACGAGCCCCGACCAGCAACAACCGUGGCAGCCCUUACAUGCGGCGACAGGCUCGAGGCGGGCGGAGCAGUAGUAGUGGGGUCAACAACUGGAGAAACAAGUUUGAUUCAAACAAUGGAUGGAGCCCCAGCAACACCGGCAUGGGUCUAUCAGCUCCUAACUGGCCUAAGCUGCCUCUAGAGAUAAACAAACCUUUUGUCUCCGGAGGUGUACUCUACUCCCGACGAGACUAGAAUAGUCCGAUAGGAUAAUAGGUGUUGUAUCUCGUAGAAGAGUAUUGAAGAAAUCUUCACUCAUUAAUUGUGUUCACAUAGUUAAAUAUAAUCAAAUUUAUAUUUGUUAUUUAUUAAAACAGUUUGAAUUUUUGUAAAAGUCAAACUUAAUUAAUUUACAGAGAUUGUUUACAGUAAUUGUACAACUGUAAGUAUGGUAUUGUCUUAUGCCGUCUGAUUCUGAUUCUCUUAACUAUUACUUAAAUCACAAACUGGUUAUGUCAAGUUAUUUACCUUUAGUAAAUUUAUAAUAUAAUCUCAAAGAGGUUGAUAUUUGUAUUGCUUUCAAUAAACUAUGAUAAUAUUUCCAAAUAAAAUGUUUUAAAUGCAAUACA
This is a messenger RNA of Homalodisca vitripennis (glassy-winged sharpshooter), 1534 nucleotides long. Its product is annotated as zinc finger protein 385B-like. Gene Ontology annotation, cellular component: nucleus. The coding region runs from base 258 to 1160 and encodes 300 amino acids. Gene Ontology annotation, molecular function: zinc ion binding; nucleic acid binding. Lineage: Eukaryota; Metazoa; Arthropoda; Insecta; Hemiptera; Cicadellidae. The transcript is spliced from 8 exons. The record is from RefSeq and is a predicted model, not a curated record.